Pleurotus ostreatus (oyster mushroom) is the source of this 1077-nucleotide messenger RNA. RefSeq lists its product as uncharacterized. The transcript is spliced from 11 exons. Lineage: Eukaryota; Fungi; Basidiomycota; Agaricomycetes; Agaricales; Pleurotaceae. The record is from RefSeq and is a predicted model, not a curated record. The coding region runs from base 1 to 1077 and encodes 358 amino acids.
AUGGCCAGUAAAGCAGCAACACAUUACCUUCAGUUCAACAUACAAUGGUCAAGCAUCGCUCUUCUAUUCUACGACUACGCUUUAACGUUCCCCCUGGAAGUCAAGUACAUCUGGGGGUCGAAAGUCAGACUCUCAACAAUUCUGUACAUCUUCUGUCGAUACGCGCUGGUGGCCAACGUCCUUUACCUCUUAGCUAUCGCCAAUCGACUCAAACAAGGGAUAAUCGGCGCACUGAGUGUCCUCGGGCGAGCAGCUGUGAUAGUAACUUUCACAGGGAGAACGUACGCGAUAUACGCAAGGAACAUAUACAUCCUAAUUUAUCUGGGCCUCAUUGGCACCGCUUGUAUUGCGUUAGAUAUCGUAAGCGCACGUUCCCGGCCUUCGGUGUGUAGGUUCGUCAAGCAAUCCCUUGUAAGCCGUCUCUGGAUUCUGAUUUCUGUGAACAACGACUUAUCGGUUCUUGAUGUCUCCACUUCUGAAAGAGCGAACCUAUUACUCUCGAUCCUGAUGGUUAUCUUCGAAUACUCCUCUGCGAUUCUUACUAUCACUCGCAGCCUCGUGGCAUUCAAAGUCGGCAGAAGGAAGGGACGCUCCAAAGGCCUCAUCAACCUAAUUUUCGAGCAAGGUGUUCUUUAUUUUAGCAUUAUUUCCCUCUUCACAACUACAGCAGUUAUAUUGAAUGUGGAAGCACCUGCUGGGUUCUUCCAGCGGUUGCUAAACGCAUACACACUCCCGCUGUCGGGUUUACUCACUGCUCGAUUCUUACUACACAUCCGAGCGUACGAAGACAAAGAACGAUCGCGCGCAAUGGCUGCGCAGACCAGGACGGGUACCCUACAGAUAUAUACCUUGACUACUUUGGCGAGCUUUCGUGCGGCCGCGGGAGAUGCCAUGUCGAGUAUGGUCGAUCAAUUUGGUGAUGAUCCUGUCGAAGCCGCACAGCGCCAGAUGCGAACUGAAUCGUCUAAGGCGACGGCCGCCGCUGAAAGUAUAGGCCAUGGGUCAAGUGCAAGAUCACUGGCUCAUCGUAUAUCAGAAGCUGGCAGUAAAAACCCCUCUGGUUCUUCUUCAGUAUAG